This is a messenger RNA of Mesorhabditis spiculigera, 321 nucleotides long. The record is from the annotation of a GenBank genome assembly. NCBI's taxonomy places the organism in Eukaryota, Metazoa, Nematoda, Chromadorea, Rhabditida, Rhabditidae.
AUGCUAAUGGAAAUUGGGGAUCUCAAAGAGGCGCUAGGACCCUUGGAUGCCCUUCUAUUCAACGAAGACUCGCUGUCGCCAAUAUUUUGCAAGCCGCGCCUUAUCCCGCUCAAGACGUUAACUACGGAGAAGCUGGAGAAGAUGCAGGCGGAGGCAGCCGAGAAGAUGAAGGAAAUGGAAGCGGAAACGGCAGCGAAGCGGCCAAUGACGGUACAGCGGCAACAAGCUGAUAGAAUUGAAGAGGAGGAUGAGGACGCUGCUCCCGAGGAUCCGGUCCAAAAUGGGGGGAACGCCGAUGCGGAUAUAUGGCAGGCAGAUGAU